AUGUGUGACAGUAUCACGCGAUCCACCUUCGCAGGCGCUGGCAGUAAAGUUGGCCACUGGCUGGGAGACAACAAUGCUGACUGGGACCACUACCGCUGGACGAUUGCUGAGCUGCAAGAAUUCGCCGCGCUCUACCAGAUCCCGAUGGUGGGCAGCGACAUUUGCGGCUAUGCUGGUCUGACGACUGACACUCUUUGCUCUCGCUGGGUCUUCCUUGGCGCCUUCUCGCCGUUUUUCCGCGAUCAUCAGAACGUUGGCGAACCGCCACAUGAGCUCUACCGGACCCCUAUGGUUGCUGCUGCAGCCCGAGCGGCCAUCGAUAUUCGCUACCGCCUGCUUGAUUACGCCUACACUGCCAUGUGGACGCAGACGCAGACAGGCUCGCCGAUGUUAAAUCCAAUGUUCUUCGAAUACCCCCUAGAUAGCAACACAGCGGAUCUGCCUUACCAGUUCUUCUGGGGAUCGAACAUCAUGGUGGCGCCUGUCACGGAGGAGAACUCUACCACGGUAUCUGUUUAUAUGCCUAAGGAUCUCUUCUACGACUUCUACACCGGCGCUCCCGUCCAUGGACAAGGCGAAACUGUCACCCUGACUAAUAUCGGGUAUGACACUGUGCCAUUGUACUAUAAGAGCGGUAGCAUCAUUCCCCAGCGUGUCGCGUCAGCCUAUACAACAACACAAUUGCGACAACAAGACUUUGAAAUCGUGAUCGCUCCAGACUCAACGGAUCAGGCAUCUGGCACAUUGUAUCUCGACGACGGCGACAGCAUUGAGCAGCCGCAUACGUCGGUGAUCAACUUCGACUACCGCGGGGGAGAAUUUUCCAUGACUGGCAAAUUUGAUUACGAUGUGGGCAAGGUAGGGAUCUGCCAGAUUACGGUUCUAGGCAAUCACGUACAAAAACAUGCCGUUAAUAUCAAAUUGACGAGGGAUUAUCACACACGACUGAACUAG
This is a messenger RNA of Penicillium lagena, 954 nucleotides long. RefSeq names its product glycoside hydrolase family 31 protein. Gene Ontology annotation, biological process: carbohydrate metabolic process. The transcript has a single exon. The record is from RefSeq and is a predicted model, not a curated record. The coding region runs from base 1 to 954 and encodes 317 amino acids. NCBI's taxonomy places the organism in Eukaryota, Fungi, Ascomycota, Eurotiomycetes, Eurotiales, Aspergillaceae. Gene Ontology annotation, molecular function: hydrolase activity, hydrolyzing O-glycosyl compounds.